This is a messenger RNA of Panicum virgatum (switchgrass), 2014 nucleotides long. RefSeq names its product serine/threonine-protein kinase PBL27-like. The record is from RefSeq and is a predicted model, not a curated record. The transcript has 4 exons. Lineage: Eukaryota; Viridiplantae; Streptophyta; Magnoliopsida; Poales; Poaceae. Gene Ontology annotation, molecular function: ATP binding; protein kinase activity. The coding region runs from base 177 to 1241 and encodes 354 amino acids. Gene Ontology annotation, biological process: protein phosphorylation.
ACAGGGGGUUCUAGAAGCAGCAAGGAGUUGGACUCUGCCUCUUCCUCCUUUCCUCUCUUCACCGGAGGGAGGAGGGCCGGAGGCCCGCACCGCAUGCAGUCUUCUACUCCUCCGCCCUUGGGUUCCCCAUCCUCUCCCCUGCUCUCUCCUCGGCAAGGAGAGAACCGGAGCGAGCCAUGGAAAGCUGCUUCCCCUGCCUCGGGGGCGCCAAGAAGAAGAGGCCGCCGGAGAAGCCUCAGAUCCCAUCCUCCUCAGAGAAACCCAACCUGGGGCCAUCGCCCAGUGUGAUGAAGCAGGACUCGUUGGAGGUGAACAAGGACGCUGCAAAUAAGGACAUCGUCUUGAGCAAUGGAUCUGACCAUCACCAAAUCGCUGCGCAGACCUUCACUUUCAGGGACCUCGCGGUGGCCACAAGGAACUUCAGACCUGAUUGCCUUCUUGGUGGGGGUGGAUUUGGCCGAGUGUAUAAAGGCUAUCUGAACUGUGUCAACCAGGUUGUUGCUAUAAAGCAGCUUGACCGUAACGGAUUACAAGGCAACAGGGAGUUUCUUGUAGAAGUUCUGAUGCUAAGCUUGCUGCAUCACCCAAAUCUUGUCAGCCUUAUUGGCUACUGUGCCGAUGGCGAUCAGAGGCUCUUGGUUUAUGAAUAUAUGCCUCUAGGUUCUCUUGAGGAUCACCUUCAUGAUCCUUCCCCAGAUAAGGCGCAGCUUGAUUGGAAUACAAGGAUGAAGAUAGCUGCUGGUGCAGCGAAAGGUCUAGAGUAUUUACAUGACAAAGCCAGUCCUCCUGUCAUAUACCGUGACUUGAAAUGUUCGAACAUCUUGCUUGGAGAGGGUUAUCACCCAAAGCUUUCUGAUUUUGGAUUGGCAAAGCUUGGUCCAGUCGGUGAUAAAACUCAUGUUUCCACAAGAGUGAUGGGGACAUAUGGGUAUUGUGCCCCUGAGUAUGCUAUGACCGGACAGUUGACCCUAAAGUCAGACAUUUAUAGUUUUGGACAUGUUUCCUUCAAAGUGUUCGAGUCAGAGGAAGCAACUGGACUAAUCUGCUCACAGAUAUUUUUUGAUUUACUAUCUCCAAGUCUUUCCUUCUGGACCACACUGCUCCCAGUAAAAGCAUUUCCAUUACUAAUAUUUCCCUCGGCAACUUCCGUUAGUGGCUCAGAAGCUUCAGUUGAUGAACCUUGUUUAUUAGAGUCAUACUUCUUGCCUAAAGUAUCUAUACUACCUGAGCGAAGGAGAUGAGUCUGACUGAUUAUUCUCAAUGGAUAUUCACCUUUAAAAAUAUUACCUUGAGCAAAGUUUCCACUUCCACUCUCAUUUUCUGAUGAACCCUGGCAUACUUCUUCCGAUGAGAUAUCUGCAUUGCCCUUGCCUGAGUUAUCAACACCAUUCUCAUUUCUGGAACAGACAAACUGAUCGAUAUGGUUGUCAGAAUACAUGGACAUUUUAUUUCUGACUAGAACGCAAUUUUCUGUUGGCAAUUUUUCCCCAUCACCAUUCUUAGAUCCAUGGAUGCCAUCAUUACCAUUAUCAUUUACAACUUCCGAGGCAUCUUCUCUAUCUUGACCCAAACGAUCACUUAGAGUUGGUGCCUCUAUGUCUAUGAAUUGCCCACUCUUGCUCUUUUCCGUAAAGUACUCCAGGUUCAUAUCUGUUGAAACCAUUGCACCAUCUCCUACAUCAGUCGACAAAUUAUACAGGUCUUCAGGGUCUAAAGAUCCAAGUGCCUUUGAGAUAUUAAUUAUGCAACUAAGGACUUCAGAAAAGCAUACGCUGAUAGAAACUUCAUCCUCAACAAUUGAUCUUUCAAGAAUUCGGGCACCAUUCAACUCGUCCUCUAAUAGCUUGAGGUGUGCAUUUAAAUCGCUUUGGUCAUCACGAAGUGCCAUCUCGUCUUGUAACUCAUCCAAUUUAUUCUUGAGGUUCUCAUUCUCUUGUUUCAGUUGAUUGAUUUGUGCUGACUGUUUUGGGAACUUGAGCUCCAAGCUGACAACUUUAUCAACAAGUUCAUCAAC